CCUAGGGUUUCGAGGAUCCUGCAUCGGCGUCACUCGGUCAAGCGGAAGGGGAAGAGUUGAGCCUCCAGGGACGGUGCAGCGACAAUGGUGAAGGGACGCCAAGGAGAGAGAGUGAGGCUCUACGUGAGAGGAACCGUCCUCGGAUACAAGAGGUCGAAGUCUAAUCAGUACCCAAACACGUCUUUGAUCCAAAUCGAGGGAGUCAACACCAAAGAGGAGGUAGCAUGGUAUGCCGGUAAGCGCAUGGCCUACAUCUACAAGGCCAAGGUGAAGAAGAACGGAUCACACUAUCGAUGCAUUUGGGGGAAAGUUAUUAGGCCUCAUGGUAACAGCGGUGUUGUGCGUGCGAAGUUCAAGUCAAACUUGCCUCCCAGAUCCAUGGGAGCUAGGGUGAGGGUUUUCAUGUACCCCAGCAAUAUAUGAGCUUCUGAGUUUGGGUUUGUCGGUCCCUUGUUGGCUUGAGAGAGUAUCUACCUUUUUUGUUUUCUUUGAUAGCAAGAUCAGACUAUUAUGUAGCAACAAUC
Rhodamnia argentea is the source of this 524-nucleotide messenger RNA. RefSeq names its product 60S ribosomal protein L35a-1. The record is from RefSeq and is a predicted model, not a curated record. Gene Ontology annotation, cellular component: ribosome; cytosolic large ribosomal subunit. Gene Ontology annotation, biological process: ribosomal large subunit biogenesis; cytoplasmic translation. Lineage: Eukaryota; Viridiplantae; Streptophyta; Magnoliopsida; Myrtales; Myrtaceae. Bases 85 to 423 code for a protein of 112 amino acids. Gene Ontology annotation, molecular function: structural constituent of ribosome. The transcript has 5 exons.